This is a messenger RNA of Rattus rattus (black rat), 3163 nucleotides long. It is a transcript of the gene Erap1, whose product is annotated as endoplasmic reticulum aminopeptidase 1. The transcript has 20 exons. Gene Ontology annotation, cellular component: cytoplasm. Gene Ontology annotation, molecular function: peptide binding; zinc ion binding; metalloaminopeptidase activity. Lineage: Eukaryota; Metazoa; Chordata; Mammalia; Rodentia; Muridae. Gene Ontology annotation, biological process: peptide catabolic process; proteolysis. The record is from RefSeq and is a predicted model, not a curated record. The coding region runs from base 170 to 2965 and encodes 931 amino acids.
UUCUUUUAGCGCCUUAGCAGGUGAUGACCCGCGCCUGCGGCCCGCUUUGGCCCCACGCGCCCUUGCGCCCAGCUUCACUUUCACUUUCGAUCCCGGGCGGCAAGACUGGCGGCGGUGCUGAAGGUAAUUUGAGCAAGAAGGUGGUGUCCUCAAAUAGUCACUUGCAAGCAUGCCCUCUCUUCUUUCCCUAGUAUUGACCUUUUUAGCUGUGUCUUCUCCUUCUUGUUGUCAGAACAGUGACACAGCAUCUCCAAAAGCUAGUAAUGGGGCCUCAUUCCCUUGGAAUAAUAUGCGACUUCCUGAGUAUAUCACCCCAAUUCAUUAUGAUCUCAUGAUCCAUGCAAACCUUAGCACUCUGACUUUCUGGGGGAAAACAGAAGUAGAAAUCACAGUUAGCCAGCCCACCAGCACCAUUAUCAUGCACAGUCACCAGCUGCAAAUAUCUAAGGCCACCCUCAGGAGAGGAGCUGAAGAGAUGCUGCCUGAAGAACCACUGAAGCUCAUGGAAUAUUCUGCUCAUGAGCAAGUUGCACUGCUGACUGCCCAGCCGCUCCUUGCUGGGUCCGUGUGCACAGUUAUCAUCACCUAUGCUGCCAACCUGUCUGAGAAUUUCCAUGGAUUCUAUAAAAGCACCUACAGAACACAGGAGGGGGAAAGGAGAAUACUUGCAGCAACACAGUUUGAACCCACAGCUGCUAGAAUGGCUUUUCCCUGCUUUGAUGAGCCUGCCCUCAAGGCAAGUUUUUCCAUCAAGAUAAAGAGGGAUCCAAGGCACCUGGCCAUCUCCAACAUGCCCUUGGUGAAAUCUGUGACUGUUGCUGAAGGACUCAUAGAAGACCAUUUUGACAUCACUGUGAAAAUGAGCACCUACCUGGUGGCCUUCAUUAUUUCUGAUUUUAAGUCUGUGAGCAAGAUGACUAAGAGUGGAGUCAAGGUCUCUGUGUAUGCUGUGCCAGACAAGAUAAAUCAAGCAGAUUAUGCUCUGGAUGCUGCAGUGACUCUUCUAGAGUUUUAUGAGGAUUAUUUCAGCAUUCCAUAUCCUUUACCCAAGCAAGAUCUUGCUGCAAUUCCAGACUUUCAGUCUGGUGCUAUGGAAAACUGGGGCCUGACCACAUACAGAGAAUCUGCUUUGUUAUAUGAUAAAGAAAAGUCUUCUGCAUCCAGUAAGCUUGGCAUCACAAUGACUGUAUCCCAUGAACUGGCUCACCAGUGGUUCGGGAACUUGGUCACAAUGGAAUGGUGGAAUGACCUUUGGCUCAAUGAAGGAUUUGCCAAAUUUAUGGAGUUUGUGUCUGUCACUGUGACCCAUCCUGAAUUAAAAGUUAUGCAAAUACUCACAGCCAACCAUCAGAAUGAGCCUGAGGACCUCAGUGGAAGAGCUAUGGAAAGGACUGAGGAAGAAUAUUUUUUUGGCAAGUGUUUUAAUGCAAUGGAAGUUGAUGCAUUAAACUCCUCUCACCCUGUAUCCACACCUGUGGAGAAUCCUGCACAGAUUCGGGAGAUGUUUGAUGAGGUUUCUUAUGAAAAGGGUGCUUGUAUUCUGAAUAUGCUAAGAGAUUAUCUGAGUGCAGAUACAUUUAAAAGAGGAAUUGUACAGUAUCUUCAAAAGUAUAGUUAUAAAAACACGAAAAAUGAGGACCUGUGGGAUAGCAUGAUGCAUAUUUGCCCCACAGAUGGCACACAAACAAUGGAUGGCUUUUGCUCUAGUAACCAACACUCAUCAUCAACCUCACACUGGCGUCAGGAGGUUAUAGAUAUAAAGAGCAUGAUGAACACAUGGACACUGCAGAAGGGCUUUCCUCUGAUAACCAUCACUGUGAGAGGGCGGAAUGUGCACUUGAAGCAAGAACAUUACAUGAAAGGUUCUGAAUGCUUCCCAGAGACUGGGUCUCUGUGGCAUGUUCCGCUGACAUUCAUUACCAGCAAAUCAGAUUCAGUCCAGAGAUUUUUGCUGAAGACAAAGACAGAUGUGAUCAUCCUCCCAGAAGCAGUGGAAUGGAUCAAAUUUAAUGUAGGAAUGAAUGGCUAUUACAUUGUGCAUUACGGGGAUGAUGGAUGGGCUUCUCUGAAUGGCCUCUUAAAAGAAGCACACACAACAAUCAGCAGUAAUGAUCGGGCAAGUCUCAUCAACAAUGCAUUUCAGCUGGUCAGCAUCGGAAAGUUAUCAAUUGAAAAAGCCCUGGAUUUAACCCUGUACUUGAAAAAUGAAACUGAAAUUAUGCCCAUAUUCCAAGGUUUGAAUGAACUGAUACCUAUGUAUAAGUUAAUGGAGAAAAGAGAUAUGGUUGAGGUGGAAACUCAAUUCAAGGACUUUCUUCUCAGGCUGCUAAAGGACCUUAUUAAUAAGCAAACCUGGACAGAUGAAGGCUCUGUCUCAGAGAGGAUGCUCAGGAGCCAGCUCUUACUCCUAGCAUGUGUGCACAGGUAUCAGCUCUGCGUGCAGAGGGCAGAGCGCUAUUUCAGAGAGUGGAAGGCAUCCAAUGGAAACAUGAGCCUCCCUAUUGAUGUGACCUUGGCGGUGUUUGCUGUUGGGGCCCAGAACACAGAAGGCUGGGAUUUUCUUUAUAGUAAAUAUCAGUCUUCUUUGUCUAGUACCGAGAAAAGCCAAAUUGAAUUUUCCCUCUGCAUAAGCCAAGACCCAGAAAAACUUCAGUGGCUUCUAGACCAAAGUUUUAAGGGAGAGAUAAUAAAAACUCAGGAAUUCCCACAUAUUCUCACACUCAUUGGCAGAAACCCAGUGGGUUAUCCAUUGGCCUGGAAGUUUCUGAAGGAAAAUUGGAACAAGCUUGUACAGAAAUUUGAACUUGGCUCAUCAUCCAUAGCUCACAUGGUAAUGGGAACAACAGGCCAGUUUUCCACCAGAGCACGUCUUGAAGAGUCUACUUUUUUCCCCCAAGGUAAAAGGAUUCUUCAGCUCCUUGAAAAAAAAUGGUUCACAGCUCCGUUGUGUUCAACAAACCAUUGAAACCAUUGAAGAAAACAUACGAUGGAUGGAUAAAAAUUUUGAUAAAAUAAGACUGUGGCUUCAAAAAGAAAGGCAGGAGUUGCUGUGACAAUUUGUUUCAUACCAAGUUCCUGAAUUUAUAAUUAGUAAAAUUUUCUUCAAUUUGAGUAUUUUCUUUUUUUUUUUUAAACAUUUUUUUAUUGGACUGUUUUUAUUUAC